UGUCAGCAGUUGAGUUUGAACAUGUUUCUUGCAAUUUCUUGUCCAUAAGGUGUUUGUGUUAUUGUCUUUGAGUCUAAUAUUGUUGCAAUGACUCUUGCAUUGUGUUUCUCUGUGCUAUUUUUGGUCCAAUGAAUUGGAGAGUAGGAAUUUUCAAUCUUGCAGAUUGUAGCUGCCCUUGCUGCUCAAUGAAAGCUUUUGUUUAUUAUGGAAUCGCGAUUUUUCAGGAGAUUGCUUUCUUCGAUGUUACUCGAACGGGAGAAAUCUUAAGUAGGUUGUCGGAAGAUACACAGAUCAUAAAGAAUGUCGCAACUACCAAUGUUUCUGAGGCCAUGAAGAACCUAGCAACAGCACUUACGGGUCUCAGCUUCAUGUUUGCAACAUCUUGGAAGUUAACAUUGUUGGCUUUGGCUGUUGUGCCUGUAAUUUCUGUUGCUGUCUGUAAAUUUAGGCAUUUCCUGCGUGAACUAUCUCACAAAAUUCAAACUGCAGCUGCAGUAGCAUCUUCAAUUGCUGAGGUAUUUCUCUUCCAUCAAACCAACAUUAGGAGAUGAUAUUCAUUUUCAAUCUAAUCUUAAUUUUGCAUGCUGCUUAGAAAUC
Molecule: messenger RNA, 597 nt
Organism: Arachis ipaensis
Lineage: Eukaryota; Viridiplantae; Streptophyta; Magnoliopsida; Fabales; Fabaceae
Source: RefSeq, a predicted model, not a curated record